AUGGCUGACUUUAGGAGACAGGGAGUAAAUGACCAACAAAUAGUUGAUUUACUUGUUGAUUCAGAAUUUGAAGAUGAAGCAGCUGAUAUCAAUGAAAUUGAUGAUGGGCUGAUGGCAGGCAUUUCUAGUGUGUUAUCACGAGAUAAAGAUUUGUUAGAUUCAGGGUCCUCUAGUGUCAAGAGAUCGGAAUUGGAAUCAAGUGAUUCAGAUUCUCAGUCCAAACUUUCCGACAAUGAUAUGACUCCCGCACCUUCAUUACAAAGAAAAGGACGAGAUCGUGGCAUGCAACAAUGUGGAGCCAUGCGACGUUCACGCGGAAUUACAUCGCGAAGAUAA
Molecule: messenger RNA, 336 nt
Organism: Parnassius apollo (apollo)
Lineage: Eukaryota; Metazoa; Arthropoda; Insecta; Lepidoptera; Papilionidae
Source: the annotation of a GenBank genome assembly